Messenger RNA from Colletotrichum costaricense, 1392 nucleotides. RefSeq lists its product as uncharacterized. The coding region runs from base 1 to 1392 and encodes 463 amino acids. Gene Ontology annotation, molecular function: protein binding. The record is from RefSeq and is a predicted model, not a curated record. The transcript has a single exon. Lineage: Eukaryota; Fungi; Ascomycota; Sordariomycetes; Glomerellales; Glomerellaceae.
AUGUCCACUCAGAGCCAUGCCCAUAGUGCUGGCGGGAGCAGUGCUGAUGCAGAUGAUGGCGUUCGAACGCUGGGCGAUGUUAUGAGAGCACGACCGACCGGGUUCCCGGACGUCGUUGUCAUCGAUCAGACACAUGAAGAGAACGAACGGAAGGAUGAUCCUAGCCCGAGCGAAGAUUUGUGGCUCAGUUCAGCAGACGGUCGAUACAGUUCGACCAUCGUCCCCUUGCGAGUUGGACGAGCGCCGAAUCAAGAGAUUUUCCAUGUACACAGAAAUAUCUUGCUAGCGACGGAAUAUUUCCGAAAAGCCCUUUGCGGAGAUUUCAGAGAAGCUGAGGCCCAAUCCAUGGACUUUCCAGAAGAGGAUCCGGCCAUUUUCCACUUUCUCGUCGCCUUCCUCUACCAAAGAAGCUUUAUUCCUAUCAAGCCAGCAGCGUCAGCACUGGCUGUCGAGGCAUCAGAACGAGGGAAAGCACAAGACUCUGGCUACCGAAGCGAAUCGGAGUCGGAGGUGUCAUCGUCGGAGGCCAGUGAGGCCAGUGCCAGAAGUCGAAUCCGGGCGCAGAGGCGGCAACGGCGGCGGGAGCGGCAAUGGGACCGCAUGAACCGGAAACAGCCAGGUACACACCGCCCAGAUUGCAGAUGUCCGCGCUGCACCACAACCAUCGGCCCGCCAUGCUGGAACUGUGGCGUUGGUCGCGCAAGGCCGAUUCCGGGCCACCUUCCGCCGCACAUCAUCAACCCUAUGCCACCAGUGCGGCCCCUAGGUUUACAGCCACACAGCCGACGCCGUAGCCGACAGCAAGUCAUCACACCGCCAGAGUCAACGCCCUCGGUCGGUUUGCCAGUCUCUACCAACGACGAGUAUGCGGAUGGCGACCGUAUACGAGGCCAAGACAUGCGGACUUUUCUGCUCACAUACGAGCUAAGUCUAGAGGUAUACAUUGUUGCCAAUAAAUUCCUCAUGGAUGACUUCAAAACUGCGAUCCAGCGUCACUGCAUCGACAUGCUCGAAUCCGCCGGACCUGAUGCAGCGCAGUCGAUUGUGUUGCAACUUUGUUCGAAGCUCUACGCCGGCGUCCCUGAAUCUGACCCAUUAUUGAGGAUGAUCUUUGCGCGCGUUGGCUUCUUACAGCCUCUGCUCUGGCAACGAGCGCCGCAGUCCACGUCGGAAUUUCUGAUUGGGCAUCCAGAAGUUGCGGCUCUUAUGCUCCGAGAGACAGCCAUUCGAAGAGAGGAGGAUCUAGGCAGUAGGGCGCUACCGUCCAUGGAACGGGCGACGCACCCUCACGUCAUGCCUAUGUGGCCGGUUGCGCCGCCUAUGCAUCCUCAUAUGCGGCCUCCGCCGCCUCCGCCGCCGCAUCAUUGGCAUCCAGGACCGUUUGGUGUUUAA